This is a messenger RNA of Rotaria sordida, 804 nucleotides long. Lineage: Eukaryota; Metazoa; Rotifera; Eurotatoria; Philodinida; Philodinidae. The record is from the annotation of a GenBank genome assembly.
AUGGCUGAAAUUGUACAAAAUCCAAAUCUUGGUACUCGUCGAAAAUUAGAAUUACUUUUACAAGAAAUGGAUACAAUAUGUCGUGAAAUAAUUUCACAAUUGUAUAAUUCAUCAUCAUCAUCAUCAACAACAACAACAACGAAUAAUAAUAGUAAUCUUGAUACACAAGCAUUAAUUGAUAUGUUUAUUGAACGACAAAAUUAUUUAACAGAACAAAUACAAAUUGUACGUGAACAACAAGAAUUAGAACGACAAUUACAAAUAAAACGUGAUGAAAUUCUUAAAUGUGAUCGUGCAUUACGUUGUUUACAAACAUAUUUAUUACAAGCUGUACAAGUACUUUCAUCAGCUGUUUAUCAAGCACGUGAAAAAUUAUCAAAUAUACGUCGUGCUAAAACAUUUCCAUCAGAAACAAUUAUUCGUUAUGCACAUCAAUUAGCAUCAUGUUAUUCAACAAUAGCACCAGAUAAUUGGCAACAAGGAGAUAUUCGACGACCAUACCCAACAAAUAUUGCUAUGAAUCGUGGUCUUCUUGGCCGUUUAAGUGAACAAAUAUUACAACAACAACAACAGCAACAACAACAAUUAAAUAUACAAAAUUCAACAAUAAAUACAACAACAGUUGUUAAUUCAUCUGCACAACCAAGUACAUCUGCAUCGUAUACUGCUGUUACAACAGCUGUACGACCACCAAAACAUGAUACAACAUCAUUUGCAUCAGAUAUUUUUUCUACAUUAAAUGAAGAAACAAAUACAACAAAUUUGUCAUCGAGUGAUACAGAUUCCGAUGAUGAUUUGUUAUAA